Molecule: messenger RNA, 1492 nt
Organism: Cucurbita maxima (winter squash)
Lineage: Eukaryota; Viridiplantae; Streptophyta; Magnoliopsida; Cucurbitales; Cucurbitaceae
Product: amino acid transporter AVT1I-like
Exons: 3
Coding region: 156-1457 (433 amino acids)
Cellular component (GO): plasma membrane
Source: RefSeq, a predicted model, not a curated record
AACUUAUCAAAAAAUCCCAAGCGACUCGAAUUACUCAUCUUACUUUUCAAGACUUAUUUUCAUUAUUUAAGAAGCCCAAACACAAGCAUGUUCUUCACAUUCUCUCUCCCAAAAUCUCUCUUAAGUUGACCUUGUUCAUAGUUUUCUACACAAAAAUGAAGGUGAAGAUGUUCUUAGAUUCAUUUUUGAGGGUACCCCUCUUGCUUGGAGACAAGCUACAAAAUGAAGUACUAACUUUGGAGGAAGUGGAAUCAAAUAGUUUUCACAAUUCUUGCACUUCACCAAAAAUUUCUUUCCUCCAAGCCACUUUCAAUCUCAUGAAUACUCUAUCAGGAGUUGGGAUUCUAUCCGUUCCCUACGCACUCGCGUCGGGCGGAUGGCUAAGUCUAAUCCUCCUCUUCAUGAUCGCUUUGGCAACGUUUUACACCGGACUGCUGAUCCAGCGAUGUAUGGAUGCCAAGUCUGAUAUAACAACAUAUCCAGAGGUUGGAGAGCUUGCAUUUGGAAGGAAUGGGAAGUUAAUAGUAUCAGUUUUCAUGUAUGUUGAGCUCUACUUGGUUGCCACAGGGUUUCUAAUUCUUGAAGGUGAUAACUUGAACAACAUGUUCCCUAAUGUGGAGUUUGAACUUCUUGGCUUUAUGAUUUCUGGGCAAGCUUUCUUUGUCAUCGUUGUUGCUCUCGUUAUCUUGCCAUCGGUUUGGCUUGAUAACUUGAGUCUUUUGUCUUACAUAUCGGCUAGCGGAGUGCUUGGGUCGGCUGUUAUCAUUGGCUCGGUUUUUUGGUGUGGUGUCUUUGAUGGAAUUGGAUUCCAACAGAAAGGAACUCUCAUCAACUGGAAAGGGAUUUCAAACUCUAUCAGUUUGUAUGCCUUUUGUUAUUGUGCUCAUCCGGUUUUCCCAACGUUGUACACUUCCAUGAAGAACAAACGCCAAUUCUCCAAUGUUCUAACUUUCUGCUUCAUCAUCUGCACUUUUGGCUAUGCCUCCAUGGCUGUAAUGGGAUACGCCAUGUUUGGGUCAGACAUCAAAUCACAAAUAACCUUAAAUCUUCCGACAGGAAAAAUCAGCUCUUUGGUUGCAAUCUACACAACAUUAGUAAACCCCAUAUGCAAAUAUGCAUUAAUGACUGUUCCAAUUGUGAAUGCCAUCAAGAAUCGGUUUCCAAUGAACUACAACACAAAGCCCUUGUCAAUGCUAAUCAGUACCACCUUGUUGGUCAGCAAUAUCAUUGUUGCUCUUGCAAUUCCAUUUUUUGGCUCUCUGAUGUCGCUAGUCGGAGCGUUUCUGAGUGUGACUGCUUCGAUUAUACUGCCGUGCGUGUGUUACUUGAAGAUAUCGGGGAAUUACAAGAGGUUCGGAUUGGAGACGGUGAUAAUAAGUGGAAUCAUAUUGAUAGGCGUUGUAGCUGCCAUUGUUGGCACAUAUGUAGCUAUUGUAGAAAUUGUAGGACAGAUAUAAUUGAUUGUUCUUCUUGAUGCAACUGAAAAUGAUUG